AUGGAAAGCAAUAUAGAAAUAAGAAGACAGAUUAUUCCAGGACAUUGCCACUACCCAGAUCCUUCUAAUACUCCCACCGGUUUACAAAGGGUACCAGGAAUAAUUCUAAUAGCUUCACCUACAGAUCGAUCGGUUGUAUUCAGAGUGACCGUAUUUGACAGCACAAGAAAACCUACUUAUAAAAGCUUGUCUAGAUGGCAUGCUGAGCUUAGAGAAUACCGGCCUGAAAUACCUUGUCUUUGUGCUGCAAAUAAAAUUGAUGCUAAUCCAACUGUUGUUAAAAAAUCGUUUAACCUGCCACAAAAAUUGAAAAUGCCCAUGUAUUUUGUAUCUGCAUCGGAUGGAACAAAUGUUGUAAAGCUGUUUAAUGAUGCCAUUAAAAAUGCUGUUUUAUACAAGAAAAAUCCAACUGACUUUUUUGAUAAAGUGAUGCAAGAGCUUGAGGCUCUGGAUACUGGAAAUGAAAGUUUUGAUACAAGUAUGGACUCAUUUGAUACUUUUGGUGAUUCAACUGACAGUUCUAACAUCGUAAAAAUGGAUUGCAAAAUAAAAUAA
Molecule: messenger RNA, 555 nt
Organism: Uloborus diversus
Lineage: Eukaryota; Metazoa; Arthropoda; Arachnida; Araneae; Uloboridae
Product: rab-like protein 2A
Exons: 5
Coding region: 1-555 (184 amino acids)
Cellular component (GO): endosome; Golgi apparatus
Molecular function (GO): GTPase activity; GTP binding
Source: RefSeq, a predicted model, not a curated record